AUGUUGAGAAGAGAUACAGCUAAUAUACAUAACAAUCAUACAAGAACAAAGCAUACGAUACUUAGAAGUAAACGAGUCAUCCCACAAUACAGUGAUACAUUGUGUGAGGAGUCACCAGAUGCACAAGAGUAUAGGUUUGGUGAUUUCUCUGUAUUGAAUCAUAGAAACCAUCCCGGAGUAGUGUAUUAUUUCAUUGAAUUGACAGAUCCUAAUGGGAACCCAAUAUCUGGUAGAAGUGGGAAUAAUACUAGUAAUAAUAAUAACAGUAUUAAUAAUAGUAGUAAUACUCAUCGUAUAUGA
Messenger RNA from Maudiozyma barnettii, 300 nucleotides. It is a transcript of the gene ROQ1, whose product is annotated as Roq1p. The transcript has a single exon. The record is from RefSeq and is a predicted model, not a curated record. NCBI's taxonomy places the organism in Eukaryota, Fungi, Ascomycota, Saccharomycetes, Saccharomycetales, Saccharomycetaceae. The coding region runs from base 1 to 300 and encodes 99 amino acids.